Saccoglossus kowalevskii is the source of this 2325-nucleotide messenger RNA. Its product is annotated as AN1-type zinc finger protein 4-like. The record is from RefSeq and is a predicted model, not a curated record. Gene Ontology annotation, molecular function: zinc ion binding; protein binding. NCBI's taxonomy places the organism in Eukaryota, Metazoa, Hemichordata, Enteropneusta, Harrimaniidae.
GGAAAUUGUGCGACCACCGCAAAUGCGCGGACACCUGGUCUUCUUAUUCGAAUUUAUAGAAAUAUACGCGUAUUUUCCCAGGAUUUCAAAUAACUCAGGAUAUUCACGCAGAUAUUUUUUUUGAAUAAUGGAUUAGAAGAUUGCUUCUCGACGCGACAAGAUGGUAAAAUAACAGGCUCGGUGUUGUUGAUGUGUGGCGAAAAAUCCAAGAUGGCGACGUCUGGUUGUGGGGAGUAGCCACAUUCGGCCAGUAUUCGCAAUGAUCUGGCCGUUAACUUGCCGAUUAUAAGACUAUAUUUAGACAAACAUUACCCAUAUGGUACAAUAUAUACAGACUAGUGGUGCUUUCCAUGGAAAUAAUGGAAUUGUUUAUCGAAACUUUAACUGGGACGGCGUUUGAACUUAGAGUAUCGCCGUUCGAGACUAUAAUGUCUGUCAAGGCAAAAAUUCAGCGUUUGGAAGGUAUUCCAAUAGCACAGCAACAUCUAAUAUGGCAGUCAACAGAGUUAGAAGAUGAUUAUUGUCUAAGUGAUUACAGUAUUACUGCUGGGAGCACAUUGAGGUUAGUUCUAGCCAUGCGAGGAGGACCAAUAAACACCAGAAGAAUCCCAAUGGAAGAUCCUGCCAUUCGUGAAAUGGCAGAAUAUAUGGAAGCCAACAAGGAUGAAAUCUGGGAAAAACUGCCAGGAAACAGACAAGUUACUCUGCUGGUUUUUCGAGAAGGCGACCAGUUAAAUUUUUUUCGAGUGGUUGACCGAGGGGAUGGAACUCUGACUCCACUGUCUGAAUCACUAAGCGGUGCUUCGAUGUAUAAUAUGUAUGAUGAAGAAGAAGAAGAUCAGGAAGCGCCCUCACAAGAACAAGUUCAAGAAAAUGAUAUCACAAUGAAUAAAAUGAGGUUACUUAGAGAAAGAAUGGAAUCAAUGUCUCUAACUAAAAAAAAGCAGCGGCAUCCAAGGCCACCCUCUGCAGGUCGACCAAAGAGUAUACAUCGGCGGAGAAAGUACAUUUCGUCCACUCAUACCUCAUCAGGGAAGACGUCUUUAAUGCGAAAUAUUCCUCUGCCCCCUGUGGGGGUCGCACAUCAUCCAAGUGAGCACAGAGAAACCAGAUCAAUACCUCACCCGCAUCCUCCUCAAUAUCCAAAUCCAGCAUUGCUUGACACUACGUCUGACUCUGAUAGCAACAGUCCGGUACUCUCAGCUAAAAGGACUUUAGAGAGAACCAAUAGUGGAAGUUUGAGAUAUGCAGCGAGUAGUCUCCAAGCACGGCAGCUGUCACUCAGUCCUCAGCUCUCCACCAGUAGCAAAAGAGCUGUAGAUAGACUAGCUAGCGGUAGUAAACUAAGACACUCCCAUACCACGCUAGAUGGUUCAGUCAGUGGGACGUUGAAAAUGCGUCCAAAUACUUCAUCUAAAUUACAGACUUUAAGCCCGGGUAAAGUAAAUGAUGGGGUUGAGUCACAUCGUAAAGCAGAAGCACGAACAAUCACAGAAAUGAUCAACAAAGCCUCUAAAGAAGGCACUGUUACUAAUUUAGUGAGGAGUACUACAAGAGAUAAUCUCACAGGUCAUACCAGUGGGAAGUCGAGAGUCAUGUCGGGCACAAUAUCACUUAGCCAUACCCUUGCUAAUACUAGUACUACUACUGAAAGAAUAGGCACACCUGAAUUUGACAGCAGAAAAGCACUUAUAUCUGCACACAAUAUACGCAGAAGGCUAUCUGGCAGUAAAGAUACCAGAAGAAUGUCCCCAGCCCACCGACUUCCUCCUGUUUCUAAGCCUUCAUCAUUAGGUACAGCUAAAAAGAAAAGUGGGAAAAAGUGCCUCUUUUGUAAUAAGAAAACAGGUCUUGCUACAAGCUACACAUGCAGGUGCGGGAGCAAUUUCUGUGCUACACAUCGAUAUGCAGAAUCCCAUAAUUGCGGCUACGAUUACAAAGCUGCCGGUCGUAAACUACUGGAACAAAGCAAUCCUGUAGUCAGUGCACCUAAGCUUCCAAAAAUUUAAACAACAGUGAAGAUACAUCAAGAAAUAUCUUGAAAACCUUAGUAUUUUGUACAUUAAAAUUGUAGAUUUAUUCGCCAAACAGUGUUUUUUUUUUAAAUAUUUCUCUUCAUGGUUAUUAUCACACAGAUUAUUGCAUACCUGUUUUACUCAUCAUAAAUGUGUCUUGUUUUACUCACUCUCACCUCUUACAAUGUAAUAACGCAUUUGUUGACAUAACAUUUCACAAUGUGAUUAAUUUGUGAGAAGAAUUAUUUGACAAAUUUACAGAUGAAGUUUUUGUAUAAUUAUUGUGUUUUUAGUUGAUUAACUAAUAACA